This is a messenger RNA of Sycon ciliatum, 1392 nucleotides long. RefSeq names its product S-phase kinase-associated protein 1-like. The coding region runs from base 135 to 635 and encodes 166 amino acids. Gene Ontology annotation, molecular function: cullin family protein binding. Gene Ontology annotation, biological process: SCF-dependent proteasomal ubiquitin-dependent protein catabolic process. Lineage: Eukaryota; Metazoa; Porifera; Calcarea; Leucosolenida; Sycettidae. The record is from RefSeq and is a predicted model, not a curated record. The transcript is spliced from 2 exons. Gene Ontology annotation, cellular component: nucleus; cytoplasm.
UGUUUUCAAGGCUCAAGUCAAAAGCACUUCGGCUUCACCAAAAAUUGAUCAGUCGCAGUGUGCAAGAGAAAGUAAUCAGUUGAGGCUUUUGAAGACUGAUCGAGGUGUUUCGAUCUUCAGAGAUUGUUUUGAAAAUGGCAUCUAAAAUAAAGUUGCAGAGUAAUGACGGCGAGGUGUUCGAUGUCGAAAUCAACGUUGCCCAGCAGGCUGUAACAAUCAAGACCAUGUUAGAGGACCUUGGCCAUACCGACGAUGACGACGAUGAGCCUGUGCCUUUGCCCAAUGUGAAUGCCACCAUUAUGAGAAAGGUGAUUUCUUGGUGCACGCAGCACCAGAACGACCCAGCAGUGCCAGAGGAUGAUUCCAUAGAUGCCAGAGAGAAAAGAACCGACAACAUUGAUAGCUGGGACAUGGAAUUUUUGAAAGUUGACCAAGGAACUCUCUUUGAGCUCAUCUUAGCUGCGAAUUACUUGGACAUCAAGGGCCUUUUGGAUGUCACUUGCAAAACAGUCGCUAAUAUGAUCAAAGGCAAGACUCCCGAGGAGAUCCGAAAGACCUUUAAUAUCAAGAAUGACUUCACAGCUGAGGAGGAAGAGCAGAUUCGCAAGGAGAACGACUGGUGCGAAGACAAAUAGGAGGACAGUCAUCAAGCUGUUGAUCGCCUGCGUUCGCUCGCUCUACUGUCGCGUUCAUCCGUAUGUACAUUGCAUGGUACUAUGCUAUGCUGCUUUUGCUGUUGCUACCCCCCCCCCCCCCCCCCCCCUCUCCAUGCUGAACAUGCUUCUAGUAGGCUCAAAUUGUGAUAUCUUUAGGACAAAUAUCUGAUAUGCGUAUAUGGAUCAAAACGCUGCCCCCCCCCCCCCCCCCAACCCUCCAUAUACGCACGCAGUCUUGUUUUACUUCCCGGGCAUGCCUACAAGAAAACAUACGCGCGCGCGCGCGCGCACAGACCCGCAUGUGGUGGGCUCCUUGGCUCCUUUUCAGCUUUGCGUGUUGUUUUACUCUUGCUGUUGCUGUUCUAGUUCCGCUGUAGGUGGUCUGCACCCAUCAUGUUUAUGCUUAGUGUACAAAAUUAAUGCUGUUCUUAUUCAUUAUGCAUUAUUUAAUGUAGCGUGGCGCUUUGACUGUGGCCAAAUCGGUCCUGGUUCUUUUUAUUUUAAUUCUGUGUGUUUGUGAACAGCCGGCCAAGCUAUCCAGCUUCUCUCGCUCUCUCUUUCGCUCUCUAUCUCCUUGAGACUGUCUCUCAAAUUGCAGCUCAUCCUUAUGCUAACAGUGUGACAGUGUGUGACGUCUGUGUUGUCCGCACUCAAUUUCUACAUUGUGUGUACUAUGUACCUAUGGCCUUACAUUCCUGAUGCGUAAUUUGAUCUGCAAGUAGUAGCUGAACAACUA